AUGGCGCCAAUCCAUUCCCCCUUUCCAGUACGGGAGUCUGGCCACCUUCAAGUCUCCUCUAUUCACUCAAUUUACUACGAAGAUUGUGGCAUCGCAACUGGUGUUCCUAUCGUACACCUGCAUGGGGGUCCAGGAGAAGGAACCGUGGACUCGGAUAGACAGUACUUCGACCCAACCCACUACCGCAGCAUCCUCUUCGACCAGCGUGGCUCUGGCAAAUCCCUCCCUUCCGCCUCCCUCGAUGACAACACAACCUGGACCCUUGUCGCCGACAUUGAAGCACUCCGAAAACACCUGGAAAUCGAAAAGUGGAUAGUAUUUGGCGGCUCGUGGGGCUCUACUUUAUCACUGGCGUAUUCCCAGAGGCACACUGAGCGCUGUAUAGGCCUGAUCCUCCGGGGGAUCUUUACCCUUCGCCGCGAAGAGUUGGAGUGGUUUUACCAGAAGGGGGCAGACAGGCUGUUCCCUGAUUAUUUUGAGCCGUAUAAAGCUUGCAUCCCUGAGGCAGAAAGGGGUGAUAUGAUAAAAGCAUACUAUAAGAGACUCACAGGCGAUGAUGAGGAGGAGAAGCUGAAAUGUGCCGGUGCAUGGAGCACCUGGGAGAGUUCUGCAGUCGAGUUGAUCGUGAACCGGGAAUAUAUUAAAAAAGCAGAGAAUCCAAAAUGGGCCCUUGCGUGUGCUCGCAUUGAGUGCCACUUCUUUGUCAAUGCUGGGUGGAUGCGCGAUGGGCAAUUAAUUGAAGAGGCGUAUAAAAUUAAGCAUUUACCAAUAAUUAUUGUGCAGGGCAGGUAUGAUGUUGUUUGUCCGGCAAAGACGAGUUGGGACUUGUAUCAGGCACUUGGAGGGAAGGAGAAUUCGAAUGUAGAGUAUUCGGUUAUAGCGGAUUGUGGGCAUAGUGCACAUGAGAACAAGAUUGAGGAGGCACUGGUAGAUGCUGCGGAAAAGUUUAAGGCUCUAAAGAUGUAAAGAGGCAAUCCGAAUUGAAGGCCUGAG
Hyaloscypha bicolor E is the source of this 993-nucleotide messenger RNA. Its product is annotated as proline iminopeptidase. The record is from RefSeq and is a predicted model, not a curated record. Bases 1 to 966 code for a protein of 321 amino acids. Gene Ontology annotation, cellular component: cytoplasm. The transcript has 2 exons. Lineage: Eukaryota; Fungi; Ascomycota; Leotiomycetes; Helotiales; Hyaloscyphaceae. Gene Ontology annotation, molecular function: aminopeptidase activity. Gene Ontology annotation, biological process: proteolysis.